Molecule: messenger RNA, 2508 nt
Organism: Dichotomopilus funicola
Lineage: Eukaryota; Fungi; Ascomycota; Sordariomycetes; Sordariales; Chaetomiaceae
Product: Indigoidine synthase A like protein-domain-containing protein
Exons: 2
Coding region: 1-2508 (835 amino acids)
Molecular function (GO): pseudouridylate synthase activity
Source: RefSeq, a predicted model, not a curated record
AUGGCAACCCGCGCCGCCACUGCCUUCUCCCGGGGUUCUGCCCUCCUCACCCCUCGAAACCGCCUCCUCUCAUCCCGUCGUUUCUUCUCCUCUUCCCCCUCAUCAUCUUCCUCCCUCCUCAAAAUCUCCCCCGAAGUCACCACCGCACUCGCCCGCAACCAGCCCGUCGUGGCCCUCGAAUCCACAAUCUACACCCACGGCGCCCUCGGCGACGAUCUCGACCUCGAAGGCAUCGUCCGUGCACACGGCGCAGUCCCCGCAGUCUGCGGCAUCCUAGCCGGCCAACCCACCGUCGGACUGACGCCGGAGGAAGUAAGCCGCAUGGUGCGCGAGGGCGCGCGCAAGGCAUCGCGAAGGGACCUGGCGUUCUUGUCGGCGCCGGCUGUGCGGCAGGGGUCGGGAGCACAUGGAGGUACGACGAUCUCGGGAACCAUGGUGCUGGCGCGGCUGGCGGGGAUCAGGGUGUUUGGGACGGGUGGGCUUGGUGGUGUGCACCGUGGCGGGGAGGUGUCGAUGGACGUGAGUGCAGAUCUGACGGAGCUUGGGCGGACGCGGGUGGCGGUGAUUAGCAGCGGGUGCAAGGGGUUUCUAGACAUCCCGCGGACGCUAGAGUUCCUCGAGACGCAGGGGGCGUUUGUGUCGACGUUUGCGGACGGCCGGGACGCGGCGGGGAAGGUGGAUUUCCCGGCGUUUUGGGCGCGCGAGAGCGGCGUGCCGAGUCCGGCCGUGGUGCGGGAUGAGCAGGACGCUGCGGCGAUUAUUCUGGCGCAGGAGCAGUUGGGCAUCGAGAGCGGGCUGUUGUUUGCGAACCCGAUCCCGGAGGAAGCGGGGAUCCCACGCAAGGAGAUGGAGGCUGUGAUUGAGACUGCUGUGCGAGAGGCGACGGAGAAGGGUUUCACGGGCAACGCCAACACGCCGUAUGUCCUGCAGCGGAUUCGGGAGCUUACACAGGGCCGUAGUGUACCGGCGAACAAGGCGCUGGUACAGGCUAACGUUGCCCGCGCGGCUAAGGUGUCCGUGGAGCUGGCUAAGCUGAUGGACGGCGCACCUGUUACGCCGAGGACACAAGGUCACAGCCAGGCCAAGGUAGAGACGUCGACUGCGAAACCAGAGGAUCAUCAUCCGGUCGACGUGCUCGUGGCGGGUUCGGUAGCCCUUGAUUUGAGUUGCGAUUAUGCGCCCCUAGAGAGCAGCAGCAGCAGCAGCAGCAGCAAGACCAACAUCACUGCAUCGACGACAGCAUCGCCUGCUCUGCACACUUCCAACCCGUCCGCCAUCAGCCAGUCUAUCGGCGGAGUCGGCCACAAUCUCGCCCUCGCAGCCCACCGUGUCAGCGGGGACGGCAAGAUACGCCUUUACACCCUCGUCGGCAACGACAUCGCGGGCUCGACCAUCCUCUCCGCCCUCCGCGCCGAAGGCAUGGACACAUCCAUGGUGCAACAACUCGACCCAGCUCAGCAUCCGGGCGCGCGCACAGCACAGUACGUGGCCGUCAACGACGCCAACAAGAACCUUGUCAUGGCUAUGGCUGACAUGGAUAUUUUCACCAAUCACACGCACACCUUUCCGGGCAACUGGACCGCCGCGGCCGUCGCAGCGUCCCGGCCGAAAUGGGUCGCCGUCGACGCGAACUGGUCUGCGGACGAUAUCCAGACAUGGCUGCGCGCUGCUGCGGACCAUGACUCCCGUGUCGCGUAUGAACCUGUUUCUGCUGCUAAAUCCCAGCGUUUAUUCCCCGCCUUCAAGAGGAAGACCACACCAUCAUCACCCUCGCCUCUCGGCGUAUUCCCCAGCCCCAGCGUUCACCUCUGCACGCCAAACCAGUACGAACUGCGCGCCAUGUACGACGCAGCCACACGCCACGGCUACCUCGACCACGAGCGCUCACCAGCGUGGUUUGCAGUCCUCGACGCGUUUGGCAUCCUGAGCGGUGCCCGCGAACGGUUUCUCAAUAUCCUCACCGAGCCCAUCUCCUCUUCUGCUUCUUCUUCUUCAACAUCCUCUACAGGGGAAGCAGCCGAAGACAUCCCCACAACAAUAACUGCCGCAACCGAAAUCAUCGACGCCGGCAUCCCCGUGCAAUGCAUCAACCUCCUCCCCUACAUCCCCACCCUCCUCGCGAAACUCGGCCCGCGCGGCGCGCUGCUGGUUACUAUUCUCUCCCACGAUGACCCCCGUCUGCGUGACCUAGCCCAUGCGCGGUAUGUUGUCAGCCGGACCAUGAAUGAGAACACGGAUGUGGGCGGGGUGUAUAUGCGGUUGUUCCCUGCUGCUGAACGGGUGGAUGAGCGGGAGGUGGUGUCGGUGAAUGGGAUUGGGGAUACGUUUAUGGGGGUGUUGGUGGCUGGGUUGGCUGCUCAGGGAGGGAAAGGGGGUUGUGAGGUGACGGCUGAGUUGGUGGAUGUUGCGCAGAGGGCGGCGGUGUUGACGCUGAAGAGUAGGGAGAGUGUGAGUGUGGGGCUUAAGGGGUUGAGGGGGGAUUUGAGGAGGGCGGUGGAAUCGAGGUAG